Messenger RNA from Odobenus rosmarus divergens (Pacific walrus), 1632 nucleotides. RefSeq lists its product as uncharacterized. The coding region runs from base 1 to 1632 and encodes 543 amino acids. The record is from RefSeq and is a predicted model, not a curated record. Lineage: Eukaryota; Metazoa; Chordata; Mammalia; Carnivora; Odobenidae. The transcript is spliced from 5 exons.
AUGGGCCCUGGUGCUCUCGCCUCCCAGGGGUCCCCACGUGGCCGGUCUCCUGAACCAGCGCCCUGGCAUUCUUGUGCUCCCACUUCUCCGACAUCUGAUAGGCAACAGACGGCCCCCUUCAGGUUCUACGCGCCCCUUCUAAGGACGGGAGCAUCGCGGUAUGACCCUGUGUUUGUCCGAGGCUCCUUUUGUGCCCGUCACGUGGCUUCCAGCACGCGAGUCCUCUUGGGAGGUGGAAGGAAGUCGAUUUGCACUUUGCAGGGCUCUCGUGUCUGCUCAUUCCCAGGCCAGGUUGGAUUCGGUGCAGAACGAGGCUUCCGGGCAACGGGGGCCGUCAGCGGCAGCCAGGAUCCCCUGCGCGGCUCGCUGGUGGCUGGACAGAUGCCACUAGAAGGACGCUUGUCUCUUCUGGGCCUGAGUCCGGACCCUGAGCCGAGGACGGACGGUCUCUCUUCCAGGCUGGAGAGGCGUGACGUGAACGUGGUGGAGCUGCUGAGACAGAUCUCUGGAUGUGUGUUUGAGAACCCCUCCCUGGGAGUGUUGGACUACCGGGGGCUGGGCACCAACUUCAGGGACUACGCCAUUGUAUUCACCCAGCUGGAGUUCAAGGAUGAGGCGUUCCACAACGUGGAGCUGUACAGCCGGACGGAGCUGGCCAGCCAGGAGGCCCUGUGCCUCUUUGCUAGGUGGAGCAAGGACCUGGGAUUCCUGUCUCAGCAGCAGGCCACGCAGCAGCCAGACCGUGAGUGUCACCCGAUGCCCACGGGACCCCGGCUGACAUCUGCUGGUGUCGAGGUCCCGCCGGGCCGCAGGGAUUCAGGCAGGGCAGGGGUGGGGAGCUCUACAUGGAGUCAUCUGCUCCUGCACAAAGACCCAGGCCUGCAGGGCCGGCCCCGUCUCGGGCGCGGCCGUGGGCAGAGCGUGGUGGCCACAGUGUGUGCUGGUGCCCACCCUCACAACUCCUCUUUCCUCCUAGCCACCUGUGUGCACAAGGCUUUCCAGGUGCGGGCUGACGCAGUGGGCGUGGGUGCCCACCAGGGGGCGUGGCUGCGGUGCCACCGUGUCCAGGGCACAAGAGUGUGGCUUUCCCAGGCCUGGGGCUUUGGGGCCAGGGCAGGGGGCAGGAUUCCAGAGGGCCCGAGCCUGUGGGUCCUCCCGUGGUCUGGUGGGGCCGUGCCUGACGUCGUGGCGGAAGCUGGGCUGGGGGCUGCCCAUCACUCACGGAGAGGGGCGGUGCGUGCAGGCUACGGGUGGGCAGCUCACACACAUCCAGCAGCCCUGUCCGUCAGCACCUGCUCGGGACAGAGAGCCCUGGUGCCACGCUGGUGCCGUCUGAGCCCCGUCUUCACCGUGGUCCUGCUUCUCACGUGCAAGUAUCCCUGUGAAGUGACUCACAGGGACGCCUCCCGGCUGCUUGCCUCUCUUCCGGGGGGGCUAGGAUGGAAGGCCCAGGGGUCUCACAGGGGAACACGAUGGCCUUCACAUUCAGGCAGCACCCGCCAGGCCGAGCCCCUGGGCCGCCAGCCUGUGUCCCAAAGCCACUCUCCCUCCCCAUUGGCCCACCCCAGGCUGGCUCAAGGCUCCGGGUUGGCUGGACGGCUACGGCAGGGUCAGGUGGGUGGGGAGACUUAA